CUAGAGCUAGAGCUAGAGACCCCAGCCCCUUCCCUGUCUCUUCUCGGCCUCUCCUCCUCCAGUCUUGGCCUCCUUGCUUGGUGCUGGUGCUGGUGCCGGAGAGCAAGAUGGCCAGGGGGUCUCAGCCAUCCGCAUCGCUCCUGCUCUUCUCUCUGGGGCUUGUGCUCCUCUGCUUCACCUCAGGAAGCACCGUGAGGCUGGCCGAGGCACAGAAAACGUGGUGCAUGGCGAAGCCGUCGUCGGACGAGAAGGUCCUGCAGGCCAACAUCAACUACGCGUGCUCCAACGUCAGCUGCGCUGUGAUCCAGCCGGGCGGGCCGUGCUACAACCCCAACAACCUGCUGUCGCACACCUCCGUCGCCAUGAACCUCUACUACGCCGCCAACGGCCGGCACUCCUGGAACUGCUACUUCGCCGACUCGGGCAUCGUCGUCAAGUCCGACCCCAGUUACGGUUCGUGCACCUACUACUGAUCUCUCUUCCUCGCCGAGGUCGAGCGAUGCAGAUGGGUCGCAGUAGGUUCUUCUUGUGUUUAAUUGGUCGCGCGAGGAGCUGCAUGUUGUUGUGAGCUACAGUAACUAACUGCUCCGGCAUGAUGAUUAAUUUGUUGAGGUGCAGAGUGUGUGUUGGUGUGGGUUAACUGCUAGUCUGUGUUUGCCUGUUAUUGUUGGAGAUGUCAGAUGUCCAUCCAUUCACUGAUCGAUCUCUCCGGUGGGGAACUUGUUAAUCCAUGUUUGUCCGGUUACUUAUUUAUUAUUGUUGUCCUA
Molecule: messenger RNA, 767 nt
Organism: Triticum urartu
Lineage: Eukaryota; Viridiplantae; Streptophyta; Magnoliopsida; Poales; Poaceae
Product: major pollen allergen Ole e 10
Source: RefSeq, a predicted model, not a curated record